CUGUAAUGCUGUUCGGUCUGGAGAAUGAGGAAGGAUAUUAGCAAGUCUCAAGCAUUACUGAAAACCACCCAGAAGAACUAAGAAAACAAAAUUAAACAAUGUUUUUCCUACCUUUCAACACAAAUCUACACCUGGAAGAAGAACCCUUUCUCUGACUCUUCUGUUCAUCUGAGAACAAAAAUUUACCUUAAGGACAAAAAAUGAGGCAAGAAAAAGAGGGGACAGUUGAUAUCCCAGACAGCUCUAUUCAAGUUUAUGAAUGAUUUACACUUAAGGGUGGCAGGACUUAAUGCAAAUGAACGAGGAGGAAACUGUCAGCUGCAUCGUGGUUCAACCAAUAGAAGCACAGCUCCAUCUUGGAUGUGCACUGGACUGCAUUACAAACAGACGAUACCAUCGCUUCAACAGCAGCCUUCAGACAAGAGAUUCAAAAGAACCAAUAUAAGAAGUAUAAUCCCUAAGAAUGGCCUCUCUGAGUUCCAGCCUCUGGAAUGAAACCACUACAUCUGUUUAUCAGUACCUUGGUUUUCAAGUUCAAAAAAUUUACCCUUUUCAUGAUAACUGGAACACUGCCUGCUUUGUCAUUCUGCUUUUAUUCAUAUUUACAGUGGUAUCUUUAGUGGUGUUGGCUUUUCUUUAUGAAGUGCUUGACUGUUGCUGCUGUGUAAAAAACAAGACUGUGAAAGACUUGAAAAGUGAACCAAACCCUCUUAGAAGUAUGAUGGACAACAUCAGAAAACGUGAAAUUGAAGUCGUCUAGCACUCUACCUAAGAUGAACAAAAUCUCUGCAAAUAGCCUUCAACUACUGAAGAAAAAAGGAAAAUUUUCUGAGGCCAACUGUUAUUAUAAAACUGACUCUUG
Molecule: messenger RNA, 862 nt
Organism: Prionailurus viverrinus (fishing cat)
Lineage: Eukaryota; Metazoa; Chordata; Mammalia; Carnivora; Felidae
Gene: SMIM18
Product: small integral membrane protein 18
Exons: 3
Coding region: 464-760 (98 amino acids)
Source: RefSeq, a predicted model, not a curated record